GGUAGAGAUCUUCCAGUUAUUCCCAUGCACAAUCUGAACUAGAAGUUACUACCAAUAUGGCCGUUAAUAUUGUGAAUUUCCGCUUGCAUUUCUCUUCAGUUCCUUGUAUGCUCAAACCAACUUCUCUUGCACCUGUAAACCGAUCCUCCACUGCAGGCAAAGUUGUGAAAAUCUCUAGUAUCCGAUGUACUACUACUCAUGAUAAAAUAUCGAACGACAGAAGAUCCGGAAAUUAUCCUCCUUCUACGUGGGAUUAUGAUUUUUUCCAAUCUCUUACCAGUAGUUUUAAGGGAGAAAUUUGCAGUAAACAAGCUUGUGAAUUAAAAGAAAAUGUGAGGUUGCUGCUCAACAAAGAGGACUUGGACAGCCUCCAUAAACUUGAGUUAGUCGAUACUAUUCAAAGACUUGGAGUGUCCUAUCACUUUGAGGAUGAAAUUAAGAGGAUACUGGAGGCUAUAUACAACAAUGAUGAGGAGUUGAACAGUCAGGAUCUUCAUGCCACAUCUCUGAAAUUUAGACUCUUAAGGCAACAUAACUUUAAUGUUCCUCAAGAUAUUUUUAAGCAAUUUAUGGACAAAUCGGGGAAAUUUAAGGCCAGCCUCAGCAAAGAUAUGAAGGGUGUGGUACAAUUGUACGAGGCAUCGUACCUUUCAAUAAAGAAUGAAGAAAUCAUGGACGAGGCGCAAGAUUUCUCAACGAAGCACAUGACAGACUACAUAAAUGAUAUCAGCUGUAAAGAUGAAAUUCUUGUUAAGCUUGUCUGUCAUGCAUUGGAGUUUCCACAACGUUGGAGGGAGCCGAGGCAAGAAGCUAGGUGGUUCAUUGAGUUUUAUGAGACGUCUGCACCAGCAGAAGACUAUGUCUCUAGCUUGCUCUCCUUUGCAAAAUUGGACUACAACAUGGUGCAGGCAAUCUAUCAAGAUGAUCUCAGAUACAUGUCAAAAUGGUGGAAGGACACGAAAUGGGGUGAAAAAUUAGGGUUCGCUAGGGAAAGGUUAAUGGAGUGUUUCCAGUGGAGUAUGGGCUAUAACCCUAACCCUGAGUUUAGUUAUGGAAGGAAGGUGCUCACUGCCGUGACAACCUUCAUAACUACUAUCGAUGAUAUCUAUGACGUUUAUGCCACUCUGGAGGAACUUGAAUUGUUGACACAAUUAACCAAAAGAUGGGAUGUGGCAGAGCUGGACCAACUGCCAGAUUAUGUAAAGGUUUGUUUUAAAGUGUUCUAUGAUAAUAUCAAUCAAGUAGCCGAGGUUGCAGAAAGGGAACAUGGUAUCUCUGUCCUUCCUUACAUCCAAAAAGCGUGGACUGAUCUAUUUGACGCUUAUUUGGUGGAGGCCAAGUGGUACCACAGUGGAUAUAAACCAAGUCUCAGUGAAUACCUCGACAAUGCCUGGAUCUCAAUAACAGGGCCGGUAAUCCUUACUCACUUGUAUUUCUUAACUGAACCAUCCUUCACCGACGAAGCCUUACAAAGCAUCAUGAAUUAUCCCAAAAUAGUUCGUCUCGCGGCCAUGAUUGUAAGAAUUACAGAUGAUAUGGGAACCUCAUAUCAUGAACUAGAGAGGGGGGACACUCCAAAAGUGGUCCAAUGUUACAUGAAUGAUAAGGGUGUUUCGGAAGACGCAGCUAGAGAAUACGUUAAGCGAAUGUUGAUUGAGAUCUGGAAGGAGUUAAAUGAAGAGAUGCAAGCUGCAGAGUCUACAUUUUCGAAGCCUUUUAUUGAUGUGUGCUUCAAUCUGGCUAGGAUAACUACAUGCAUGUAUAUGUAUGGAGAUGGACAUGGUGCACCAACUGCUAAGGAUAGAGACCGUUCAACAUAUCUAAUCGUUGACCCCAUACCUAUUUAGUAUACUCGAUUUAUCUUCUUCAUUGUCUUGCAAUUAAUAAUGUACUACUCUACUGCAUUUUUCUAACACUCACCGUUUCAGAUGUUUCGUGAGUCGACUUCCGUAACUAGGGUUCUAGCCACCACUUCUCCAUUUUUCAAAUCUUCAUCCUCGAUUAAGCCCCAUUCGUUCUCCCAUCUUCUCUUCUAUUUACCGAUUUUCAAUAAAAACUAGACCUAAUCUUUUUCUGGAUGAGAUUCGGUUUAGUACUUCAUCAAAGUUGUUAGUCAUGUUCAUCGUUUUGGAAUGUUAGUGUGUUAUGUUCAUCUUUUGGAAUGUUAGUGUGUGAUGUUUGGAUAUUUUUGUGUGUUUUGGUACCGAUUUCGGUAGUUUUCUGGGAAGGGUUUAUAUUCCAUUUUGAGAGAUCUAUAUCACAAGAGUUCACCAUAAAUUUGCUCCAAUAUCAGUUGAUGUAACUAUAGUUCAGAAUAUUGUGCAACACAUGGUGUUUAUGUGAAGGUUAAUUGCAAUGAUUUAGUUAUAUUUAAAUCUUAUCGGCACUAGUAUUUUAUAGUAAUGAUUAUCUUGUAAUGAUUAGUCAUAUUUAAAUCUAAUCGGCACUAGUAUUUUAUAGUAAUGAUUAUCUUGUAAUGAUUAUUCAGGUAACUAAUCAGUUAAAUUAACCAUCUUUAGAACAUGUCUUUCAAGAGGCGAAAGCAGUUGAGCAAAUACUACUUUCUCUUGGAAGCUGUAUCGUACAAAAUUUUUCAUCUCUUUUAUGCAACAACCUGAUUUCAAAUCACUAAUUAGAACAUUUUCCAUUCACUUGACAACUAAAAAGAAAUCCCAUUGG
This is a messenger RNA of Daucus carota subsp. sativus, 2679 nucleotides long. Its product is annotated as terpene synthase 10-like. The record is from RefSeq and is a predicted model, not a curated record. Gene Ontology annotation, biological process: diterpenoid biosynthetic process. Gene Ontology annotation, molecular function: magnesium ion binding; terpene synthase activity. NCBI's taxonomy places the organism in Eukaryota, Viridiplantae, Streptophyta, Magnoliopsida, Apiales, Apiaceae. The transcript has 7 exons. Bases 57 to 1847 code for a protein of 596 amino acids.